CCCGCUGUCGAGCUUGGUGACUCGGUGCCUGCUGUCGAGCUUGGUGACUCGGUGCCUGCUGUCGUGCCAGAUGACUAGGUGCCCGCUGUCGUGCCAGAUGACUCGGUGCCCGCUGUCGAGCUUGAUGACUCAGUGCCCGCUGUCAUGCCAGAUGACUCGGUGCCCGCUGUCGUGCCAGAUGACUCGGUGCCAGCUGUCGGGCUUGGUGACUCAGUGCCCGCUGUCGUGCCAUUUGACUCGUGCCUGCUGUCGAGCUUGGUGACUCGGUGCCCGCUGUCCUGCCAGAUGACUCGGUGCCCGCUGUCCUGCCAGAU
Staurois parvus is the source of this 314-nucleotide messenger RNA. The record is from the annotation of a GenBank genome assembly. NCBI's taxonomy places the organism in Eukaryota, Metazoa, Chordata, Amphibia, Anura, Ranidae.